AUGCUGCAAGAGCUUGGUAUCCGCUAUGCUGCUUACAGCCUCAAGGCUGAAUAUUUCCAUUUUGCUGAACAGAUUCUUUUUGAAGUGCUUGCCACCUGGCUGGGAAGCGAUUUUACCAAAGAAGUGGAAUUUGCGUGGAAGAUGGUCUCAGGUUUCAUGGUGGCCACCAUGCUGGCUGGCUUCGUGUGCAGCAAAUGCUGGCUGAAGCUUCAGACGGCUCUGAGGAAAGCACAGCUGUUGGUGAAACAGAGACGGGCUCCAGGAUGGCUUCUUUUUUUGCCAGAUGAACAGGAUGCUUUCUGA
Messenger RNA from Durusdinium trenchii, 303 nucleotides. Lineage: Eukaryota; Dinophyceae; Suessiales; Symbiodiniaceae. The record is from the annotation of a GenBank genome assembly.